GCUGAUUGGACAUAGCUUCAUCCCACUCUUCGGUCAGUGACGCCCACCCCAUCACGGACGGUCAGUGGAAGCAAUUUGCUAAAAACAAACACCGUCUAACGUCUAUUACACAACAUUUGACAUGGCUAUUACAGCGGAUCACAUCAAAGAUAAACUUAUAAAGGAGCUCGCGGCAGUGCACGUGGAUGUGGAGGAUACAUCACCCAACAGAUGUGCUGCCAGCUACAAAGUCCUAGUGGUGUCAUCCCAGUUUGAGGGCAAACCACUUUUACAGAGACACAGGAUGGUGAAUACGUGCCUAGCCGAGGAGCUGAAAGAGAUCCACGCGUUUGAACAGAAGACCCUCACACCAGAACAGUGGGAGAAACAGAAAUCACAAUGACACACACACCUUAUAUCACACUCACAUCAGUUUUAAAUGUCUACUAUAAAACAGGCUCUGAUAUGUAGAAAGGAUACAAGUGCUCUCUGUACAUCAGCAGUAUUGAUAUAAAGCAACGGAAUGUUCUGGCGGCAAUAAAACACUUUAAUGAU
Messenger RNA from Etheostoma cragini (Arkansas darter), 534 nucleotides. RefSeq lists its product as uncharacterized. The record is from RefSeq and is a predicted model, not a curated record. Bases 122 to 382 code for a protein of 86 amino acids. Gene Ontology annotation, cellular component: nucleus; cytosol. Lineage: Eukaryota; Metazoa; Chordata; Actinopteri; Perciformes; Percidae. Gene Ontology annotation, biological process: intracellular iron ion homeostasis. The transcript has 4 exons. Gene Ontology annotation, molecular function: 2 iron, 2 sulfur cluster binding.